This is a messenger RNA of Melopsittacus undulatus (budgerigar), 776 nucleotides long. It is a transcript of the gene AVPI1, whose product is annotated as arginine vasopressin induced 1. Gene Ontology annotation, biological process: positive regulation of MAPK cascade. The transcript is spliced from 2 exons. The record is from RefSeq and is a predicted model, not a curated record. Lineage: Eukaryota; Metazoa; Chordata; Aves; Psittaciformes; Psittaculidae. Bases 130 to 420 code for a protein of 96 amino acids.
CGGCGCCGCGGCCCGCCCGCUCCCUGCCGCCGCGUCCUUCCUCACCGGACAGCAGCGUCAGGCCCCGGGGGACGCCGGCCGAGAGUGGAGCCUGACUCCGUCCGUGCGGCGCCCGCAGCGGCCGAGGCCAUGGGCACGCCGGCCUCGGUAGUGAGCGAUCCUCCGGGGAGGGCAGCGCCCGCAGCCCGCGGCCGCAAGCGGGCCUCGGCCAACAUCUUCCAGGGCGUGGGGCUGCCGGAGCUGCGGAGCCUGUUCCAGAGCGGCGGGGCCGAGCGGCCCGAGGAGCGCGCCCGCCUCGUAUGGCGGUACGGGGGCCAGCGGCGCAUGGCACGGGCCCUGCGGCGGCUCCGGCGACGACACCCGGCACAGCCCGGUGGCGGGAUGGCGCGGGCCCUGCGACGGUUCGGCCACCUGCGGUAGGAUCGCGGAGAAGGAGCCGGACGGUCCGUGCAGCAGCAGCGGGCUGGCAUACUGAGAAGGUGCAGGGCUGCUGGGCAGCGGGUGCCAGUACCUGUGAGGACACUAAGUGUACGGACAGAUUGCAAUGGUUAAUAAAAGGCGGACAGUGGCGGCUGCGUGAGGCUGGGCUGGGUCCUGCAGUCCCUUCACCUUCCCCCAGGGCGGCAGGGCCUUGGGCCAAGCUGUUGUACCAGUCCUGGUGCAAGGGGACCAGUCCCAACCUGCUCUAGGGUGCUGCAGAGACACACAAGCAUCCAGCUGAACGGCAGCUCUGUUAUUCAGAUGGUUGCAUGGUUUAAAUACAUUACAUACAUUUC